AUGUGUUCGUGGAUUGUUACUUCUAUGUGUUUGUGCGUAGGAUUCGCUUUGCCGGUUUCCGUCCACAGUGCAGCCAUUCCCACAGAUGGUCAAUUCACGGGUAAUAUGUCAGCCGGUGCCCGUGGGCUAUCGAAUGAUACAGCAGUUCGAAAAGUGUACGCUCCGUCCGCUGGUGUGAUACACGAGUGGGUAACGGGCGAACGAUCUGCCCAACUGGACACCGGGAAACCGACCACAAUCAAUCCGAUCCACGCUCAGUGGAUUCUAUUACACGCCGGUUACGGUCGACCUGAUUUCGCUUCGCAUCGCAUUCCGUGGAUUAAAAACCUGUUGGUUACCACUUACACUAUUUUGGCUGUGAUAGGUGUCGUGUCCAAUUUGACAGUGGUCUACAUACUACUGAUUAGACGUCGGCGUGCAUUGGCCAAUAUCACCAAUGUGUUUGUUCUAGUUCUGGCUAUUUCCGAUGUGACUCUUUGCGGGUUCAAUAUGCCAAUGCAAGCGUAUUACGAGUUGAAAGAAAUUAACGAACUAAAUUCAGCUGCUUGUAAAAUUGUAUUCACCAUCUUUGGGAUUCCCAUGCAUAUUUCCUGUCUGACCAUAUUGAUGAUUGCUUGCGAUCGGUAUCAGAUCAUCAUCUAUCCGUUGUACCCGCGUAUGUCCACACGAUUUGCCCUAUUCCUGAUCUUACUGAUCUGUUUGUUAAGCAUACUGAACAGUCUGCCCAUUGCUCUGUAUAGUACAAUCAGUCAAGCUGUGAUUCCACCCCAGUCAACCAUUCCGUACACAGAGAAUCACACAUACGCAGCCAGUCAUGCGCACACUUAUUGUGUCGAAAUGUGGCCCAAUGUGACCGGUCGCCUGAUCUACUCGAUUGUCACAUUUCUAGUGCAUUUUUUGAUCCCGCUUUGUCUGACGAUGGGCUUGUACGGGCACAUAUUUUUCCGUUUACACGAAAGUCGUUUCCGACGCAGUUCCGUCGAGAGAAAACGUCGUACAAACAAAAUUCUCGUGCGUAUUGUGGUCUGUUUUGCCGUUUGUUGGACUCCGUGGUGUUGUUUCUGUUUGUGGGUAGAAGUGUUGGCAUUUCUUUGGCAAUCCAAGGCUCUGACUACGGCUACCGAUUUGAAAACCCUUGGGCGCUUAGAUCAUAUGAAUGACGUGACAACAAGGGGAGAUUUAUCCGGUCUUAUGUAUCAAUAUUCCUCCGCAUCCACAGUGGAACUGAGACAUAUGGACUGGGUCAACCGGAUGGUGAGUCACAAAGCCAAAUCCUAUUUGGAUCGGGAACUGUUUGGUGUGAACAGAACUGUUUCGGGAGCGACCACAACCCCAUUAGACGCCUCCGCGAUGGCCACUUUGACUGGGGGUGUACCGCUGGCAAAUCCAGAUUUGUUUUCAAUCUUAGACUCAGAAGGUCACGAAGAAAAGAUUCGCUUGAUUGAUCUCUUGCUCCGACUGUUUGCAAUGGGUUCUGGCUGUAUAAAUCCGUGGUUAUACGGUUGGCUGAACAAGUUUGUUAUCACCCUAUCCAAAUUGUACUGGGUAAAGCUGACCCGGGCAGUCCGAUUGGGCACGAAAUUUCGCGAAUGGAACGCUCGGUGGCGUCGAAGCACGCGACUGUCUCAUUCACAUGGCACAACUCUACCUGAUCAUGCCGAUCUCGGACACUCGAUGGACGGAAUGGCCAAUUCGUAUCACUCCAAACGACACAACGAUGCGGCGGUGGUUCAGGUGUGCUACUGCUGCGGGAACUGGUGUAAGUUCAACUUUGUGUUUAGUCGAUCAGUUCUGUUCCAUGGGAGAAAACAAGAUCACUUAUCAUUCCUCAGCUCGGGAGCUAUGAACGGGAAUAGUCAGCGUGGAUCACACAGAGAGGGGUCGUAUAGAGAUUCGCAAAGAAAUGUGGAAAGCUGUGAAAGAUGCGCGGCUACCGCCGCGCGUAGUGGCACCGGAUCACGUACCUCACAGUCUGGAUCCGGACGUCAAAAAGGAUCAAAAUGUUCCGCGGAAAAUUUGCCUCCAAAUGCGGUGGCACAGUUGGCCGAAUUCGAAGCUUGUCUGGAGAACGCACAACAGGAUAACAUGCCAGCACAAAAUCGAAGGGACAAAGAAUGUCACCAGUGCUCGUCCUAUAAACGCUUCGGUCGGCGGUAUUCUUCCCGACUAAGCGCCUCGUCUGUCGGUACUGUGAGCUAUUUAGAUCCGUCCACCAAACAAACCAGUUUGUUGCCAUCCUCAGGAUUCACUCCAACCCCAAGGGGUUCGUUUCUUCGACCAGGUGACCCCGUUUCCGCGAUGCGAUUUGAAGCCACAAGCCCAAUAAUAAAUUAUGGAGCCAUUCAGAAUAACAAAGCUGUUGGAAAUAAUCUCCUAGUUCCACCGACAAUGGCGCCAGUCAUGCGUGGACGUUCAAUCGAUUCCGGUAGCCUAGAUCCAGACAUGGCUUUUAUAUCCAGCUGUGGAGUCCAUAUCAAAGAAGAAGAAUCUCAGGUGUCGCAUACCUGUGCCGAAUCGGAAACGGAAUCGGAGAAUCCAGUCAUAACUUUGUUUUGUCCGGCAAAACCGCCACAAACAGACAAUGUGUUUCCCGUCAAAACCGAACUGAUCACGCUUCAAGAACAGUCUGAUUCGACAUCAUUUGAACAGGGUAUGAAUCAGAACAGUGGCCAAUCCAACCAUCAUGAAGUGGUUCAAAUAAACGUGCACGCGUGUGACCACCAGCCCGGGCCAAACAACUCGGUACCACUGGCAGAUAGUAAGAAUGGAUUUCAACCAACCAAAGCUUUCUCUAACCCCUGGUCCAAUGCCAGCCUCGGAUCGGGAAUUGUUGAAAACUCGCAACAUAACUGGCCAUUUUCGGCCAGUGAAUCUAUGGAAAUUCCAUUUGCGGAUGAGGAUAGUGAAGAACAGGGGCACAUAAGCUCCUGUUUUGGUGUGAGGUCCGAUGACGAAUCUGAAGUGCUGGUUAACCCAUACGCGGACGGAAAAUUUGAAGACACUCAAUCAAUUCCAUCACAAACUCCUCCUCUUCUGGAAGUGAAAACAACCUCAAUAAGCUACGUACAAAUUCAAAAAUGUGAUGCUUCCGCUGAUUGUGUCAAUGCGGUUAAUUCACAAAACCUGGAAACUGUGACAAAUCAGCCAACCCAACGGCGUGAUAUCAAACGGCGACUGAGUUUCUAUCCCGGUUUCAUUCUUCGCCAGUACAGUGGGACAGAGGAUUCCGUUCUCGGUGGACUGUUCACCCUGGGAUUCGAUGAGUCGUCAGACGCCGAUGAUUUCACCCACAUCGGACGUAUGGUAGCAUUAGAAGCGAUUCGAAAACAGCAAGCUCGCAACCGUGCCAUGAGUGUGGGCUCUAUGCUUCCCGCAUCUCACACACCGAAGAAAACCCGACAAAGUUUAUCACAAGUCCCCACGGAGGUAGGUGCUGGGCACCGAGGCAGCAGAGUGAAAGAACACCAAACACUACUCUCAUCCGGUCAACAUCCAUGA
Molecule: messenger RNA, 3498 nt
Organism: Echinostoma caproni
Lineage: Eukaryota; Metazoa; Platyhelminthes; Trematoda; Plagiorchiida; Echinostomatidae
Source: the annotation of a GenBank genome assembly